AUGGAUGGCAGUAGCUCUAGAGAAAGCCAGCAGCGAAAAUUGUCUGUCAGUGGCAACUGUGAGAAUGCAAGUGAUAAUCACCAAAAGAAAACGAUGCAUAGGGACAUGGAGAAGCAAAGAAGGCGAGAAAUGUCUGUCCUUCACGCAUCGCUUAGAUCUCUUCUCCCUCUUGAGCAUAUCAAGGGAAAGCGUUCGAUCUCGGAUCACAUAAACGGGGCUGUAAAUUAUAUAAAUGAUCUGAAGAAAAGGAUCACAGAGCUGAGCGCCAAGAGAGAUAAGCUAAAGAAGUCGGAUUUGAGUGUUUCAAGCCCCGGCGUGAGUGGAAGCACAAAUGAUAGACUGCCUUGCCGUAGUGUCAUGGUCCAUCCAUGUUUAUCAGGUGGACUCGAGGUUGUGAUCAGCUACAGCAGCUUCAAGGAGCCAGGUUUGCCCCUAUCAAGGGUGCUUGAGGUUCUGCUUAAAGAAGGACUUGAUGUUGUUAACUGUGUCUCCACAAAAGUAAACGAUGAAAUGUUACUUCUCACUCUCCAAACUCAGGCAAGAGAUGAUCCUACAUUCGUCGAUGUAUCAGGACUGCAACAAAAGCUACUUGAAGUGAUGACUGCAUCAUCAUGA
Pistacia vera is the source of this 615-nucleotide messenger RNA. RefSeq names its product transcription factor bHLH120-like. The transcript has 3 exons. NCBI's taxonomy places the organism in Eukaryota, Viridiplantae, Streptophyta, Magnoliopsida, Sapindales, Anacardiaceae. The record is from RefSeq and is a predicted model, not a curated record. Bases 1 to 615 code for a protein of 204 amino acids. Gene Ontology annotation, biological process: regulation of transcription by RNA polymerase II. Gene Ontology annotation, molecular function: RNA polymerase II transcription regulatory region sequence-specific DNA binding; DNA-binding transcription factor activity, RNA polymerase II-specific; protein dimerization activity. Gene Ontology annotation, cellular component: RNA polymerase II transcription regulator complex.